Drosophila rhopaloa is the source of this 877-nucleotide messenger RNA. RefSeq lists its product as uncharacterized. NCBI's taxonomy places the organism in Eukaryota, Metazoa, Arthropoda, Insecta, Diptera, Drosophilidae. The transcript has 2 exons. Bases 76 to 831 code for a protein of 251 amino acids. The record is from RefSeq and is a predicted model, not a curated record.
GGCAGCACUUUGCCAUACACACAGGCAGUCUGCUAGUUAGAACACAUUAAAACGUACACGUAGUCAAUACACAAAAUGGAACACAGAGUUGAAUUAUCGUUGGAACCAAGGGUGGAACACAAGUCGGGGAAUGACGAGCCCCAUCUGACGCAGCAUCUGCAGCAGCACUACGAAACCGAGGCCGAAGUCUUGGGGCUCCUUGUGGACCUGGAAGCCCGGUAUCGGCAAUACUACAAUCUGUACCAGUGCGAAAUGCUGGCCCAGAAGACACUAAUCGAGCGGAUAUGGCUGCUCACCCAGCGCUACCUAAUCCUCAUCAGCUCGGAGCAGAGCUGCAGGUAUCCCGAGGUGUACACCCUGUCGACCGAGGAGGCGAUCGUCAAUGAGUACGAGGAGAAACUGGAGGUCCUGCGAGCAUCCAACAACACCAUGAAAAAAAGCCUGUUGGACAUAAACCAGCACUGCAAGGAGUUUUAUGCCGCCUACGAACGACUGGACAAGGCCCAGGAAACGCCAUUCAUAAUGGGGGAUAGCCACCACAGAAGCAUCAAGUACCACAAGAUCAUGGCCGUGGAUGUAUUCAACUAUUUGUACGCAAUGGUCCUGAAGUUGAAGUGCUAUAUGCAUCAGCUUGAUCCCGUGAAUCUGGAGAGUGUCGAGGAGUACCGCGACUUGCUGCACAACGAAUCCCUAAUGGAGGAGUUCGACGAGUACCUCAAAGUGCACUUUGUCUACUGCCGGUGCCUGCAACCGUCCCAAACUUGCCCCAUCGUGAAGCUAAAGUGCUCCCACCAAAACCUUGUAAAUUUGAAGUAUGUCAGUCGCAUGUAAUUAAGCCAAAACAUGUGCGACAAUAAAUGGAAGCCCUCCAACUUAA